ACAAGGCCCCAAAAAUUGAUUGGACUAGACCUCUUCAAUGCCGAUUGGAAGGGGAUGUUGCCACUGGGGAUGGUGUUCAGCGUCAUUUUUUCAGCAUGGUGAUGCACAAGCUGCAGAAUGGAUUCCUCUUUAAUGUUGGAAAUGGAAAUGGAACUGCAUUAUUUGAAGGGCAAGCAGACCACCUUAUUCCAUCUACUUCCCAAGUCCUUUUGCAGAGUGACUUGUUUGUGAUGGCAGGCAGGAUUAUUGGUCAUUCUUUCCUCCAUGGUGGGCCUUCAUUAGCAGGUGUAAGCCCAGCCAUUGUGCAUGUAUUAUUAGGUGGCUCCCCACAGACGGCAACCAUCACAAUUGAAGAUGUGGCUGACAUCGACAUUAGGGAGACAAUACAGAUGCUUGCUGUCUGUGAUUCAAAUAAUGAUUUUACUGAGGAUCAAAAGGCAGCCAUUAACCAGCUGGCAAUGUCUUGGGACCUUCCAGUGUUGACUACAACUAACCGCACUUGGCUGUUACACAAUCUUCUUCAGCAUGCGGUGCUGACAAGAACUUGGCGACAAGUAAAACAGCUCAGACAAGGACUGAAGGAGUCAAUGGUAUGGCAUUUAUUGGAGGCCCGACCUGAUGUGGCAUCUGUGGUUUUUCCAAGACAGUCAAUGGCUGACUGCAGUACACAGGUUCUCUUAAACAACAUCAUCUGGCCCAUGGAAGAAGAAGAGGGGGAUAAUGAACCCCCAUUUACCACCCAAUGCAGAAUUUCAGGGUACCUUAGGCAGUUUGUGGAGACUGGUAUGUUGUUUUUGUACUUUCCUAAUAGCAAAACUAGCCAUUGAGCUGCCUGGUGCUGAUACAAAUCCAUUACAGACAAAUCUUUUCUGUUUGCCUUAUUGAAGAAUAUUUAUCUUUACAUUAACUUCCAUAUAUAUUGUAAAAUUUGGUUUAAUAACUUGUCUUCUGUUCUUCAUAUGUCUGCUCCAUUUCAGCUGAUCAAUGUAAAUUGAAACAGCUGGUCAAAUUCUGGGUGGGCUGGGAGCUGCCAAUGAAGGACAUGCAGGUGAAAGUGGUGCAGGCAGAACACCCUACAUCCUCCACCUGUUUUUGCAUUCUUCGUCUUACCAGCUCAUUACACAACCUAUGACCAAUUCAAAAAACACCUAGAAAGCUGUAUUGCCACUAGUAAUGUUGGUUUUGGACUUGUAUAAAACUACAUGAACUGCUUUAAACUGAAAAUAUUAAAGUGAAACGGUAAUUUCAGAUAUUAAGACAUUUUCAUGUUUUGUUUUACUGCAAAUGUCAAAAUUGGUAAAAGGAACCGUUUUAGAAUGUUUUGAUGUUGCAGUGUUUUACAUAUUAUGAUGCUUUUGUGUAAUAUUAAAUGACCCAAACUGUUUCUAUUAAUG
Megalobrama amblycephala (Wuchang bream) is the source of this 1394-nucleotide messenger RNA. RefSeq lists its product as uncharacterized. Bases 96 to 827 code for a protein of 243 amino acids. The record is from RefSeq and is a predicted model, not a curated record. The transcript is spliced from 6 exons. Gene Ontology annotation, molecular function: ubiquitin-protein transferase activity. Lineage: Eukaryota; Metazoa; Chordata; Actinopteri; Cypriniformes; Xenocyprididae.